UGUGGUUCCGCAGAAUUGGCUACAGUCAUUUACAGUUGUCAACAACAGUCGAAGUUGCGGUUCCCGAGGUUUAAACUGUGUUCGGAAUUCUCACACUGAAUAUGUCAGCCUCAUAAACCUGUUUAGGAUUUCAACUCGCCGUCGUCCUAGGAUAACCAAUGUCAGAUGUCCGUUGCCAUGUCUAGUCUGGAGAGCCCGCGGUCCUCUGUGUUUACCUUCGAGUCCUCAGUGCACAGCGGCCAUGUGCUGCGUUGUCUGGACGACCAGCGGAGGCGUGACCUGCUGUGUGACAUCACUGUGCUGGCCGAAGGGAGGAGUUUCAGGGCCCACCGUUCUGUGCUGGCCUCCUGCAGCGACUACUUCACGCACAGGGUCUCCUCCCACGCACCACAGGGACUUGUCGUCACCCUGCCUCAGGAGGUGACGGCGAGUGGCUUUGAGCCCCUGCUGCAGUUUGCCUACACAUCCAAGCUGCUCUUCAGUAAAGAUACUGUCAUGGAGAUACGACACUGUGCCUCUAUUCUGGGUUUCAGGGAUCUGGACUCGGCCUGUUUCGACUUCCUGUUGCCCAAGUUCUUCAGCAGCAGUAGGGCCUCCUUCCAGAGGAAGACCUGCUGUAAGACACGGUGUAGGAGACAGUCGCCCAGGGCGGAGCUUAGCGACAUCGACACUAACAAGGACGUCUUAGAUGAUGACAAAGAAGUCAAGGUGGUUUCUGAUUCGCCCGUUGAACAGGAUGUGGGUGGCCAACCAGCAAAUGACGAGACGGGACGUAAAAGCAAAAAUCUCACCCAUCCUCCUGAAGCCGAUAUCCAAUCAGACGGCCAGACUGACUACUCCCUACAGUGCCCCAAGUACCGUAAGUUCCAGCAGGCUUGUGGGAAGGUGAGGCUGUUUGUGGAGGUCUGUGCCCCAGAAACAAACCCCGACUCCCUAGUGGUGAGAGAGGAGGGCUGCCCUCUGCCCCUGCCCCUUCCCCAGUCCUUGCGACCCUGCUCCACUGGUGGAGGCAUUAGGGAAGGUCCUGCAGUGGAGACUUCUGGAGGAAACUCUUCACUUCUCUCACAGACACAGACUGACCAGGCAGGACAGGGAGAGGUGGAGCAGAAGACUGACCAGGCAGGACAGGGAGAGGUGGCGCAGAAGACUGACCAGGCAGGACAGGGAGAGGUGGAGCAGAAGACUGACCAGGCAGGACAGGUAGAGGUGGAGCAGAAGACUGACCAGGCAGGACAGGUAGAGGUGGAGCAGAAGACUGACCAGGCAGGACAGGGAGAGGUGGAGCAGAAGACUGACCAGGCAGGACAGGGAGAGGUGGAGCAGAAGACUGACCAGGCAGGACAGGGAGAGGUGGAGCAGAAGACUGACCAGGCAGGACAGGGAGAGGUGGAGCAGAAGACUGACCAGGCAGGACAGGGAGAGGUGGAGCAGAAGAAAGGAGAAGAGGAUGAUGAGGAGAAGAGAGAGAUGGAUGAGAGACGUAGAGAGGCAGAUGAAGAGAACACAGUGAAGUAUGAGAGGAUAGGAGAGACAGAAGAGAGGAGGAGAGGAGAGACAGAAGAGAGGAGGAGAGGAGAGACAGAAGAGAGGAGGAGAGGGGAGACAGAAGAGAGGAGGAGAGGGGAGACAGAAGAGAGGAGGAGAGGGGAGACAGAAGAGAGGAGGAGAGGGGAGACAGAAGAGAGGAGGAAAGGAGAGACAGAAGAGAGGAGGAGAGGAGAGACAGAAGAGAGGAGGAGAGGAGAGACAGAAGAGAGGAGGAGAGGAGAGAGGGCUUCUGGAGUCGACUGUCAUAGCUCUAUCCUUGCUCUCGUGGAGGUGUCUAGUGGUCGGCUUGUCAGCUGUGAAGAGAGCCCAGGGUUGGGUACAGCACCACACCGAUGCCCCCUGGAGGCAUCUGGGCUGGACAAGCAGAGCCCUGGAGGUGUGGGGGGAGGAGGUUGUGUUCUAGGGGGUAGAGGACACCAUGAAGGAAUAGAUCCAGCGGUCUCCAGCCUGCCACAGACAGAACAGGAGCAGGGAGGGAGAGCGUGGAGAAAGGUGGGAAGAAGGAUAGAACAUGGAAGAAGUGAAAGCGGACAGGGAGAGAGGAGAGAGCGAGGAUGGGAAGAGAGGAGCAGCGUGGAAAGAGAGGUGGCUGAACACUUGGCCCAUGGCCUCUGGUCAGAGUUCUCCUCUUCUCCUCCCCUCCUCCAGGACUUCCUCCCUGGGACUGAGUCUGGGAACCUCCGGAGCAGCAGCUCCACCUUGGAUUGGCUCCACAAGCUUGACAUCAGCUCCAGUACUGGGGACUGUCCCUUCCUCCACGGCUUGGACAGGGAGACAGACGGAGGGACGGACAGAGGGACAGGGGAGGGGACAGACAGGGGGACAAAGAGCGCGACUGGGCUGGAGUGUGAGGGGUCGUCCCAGUUAGAGAAGAGUCCCUGUGUGUCCUCCCUGACAUCUGGAGACGAUGGAGACUCCGACUGCUUCGAUACGGAGGGAGACAGCGAGUCCUGUUCCUACAGCCAGAGAAUCAAAGAGGUGCAGCUCCCGUUCUCUGUGGGUCGUAUCGUGGGGUUGAGCAGGAAUGACUUCCAGCUGAUGUUGAGACACCAGCCUCUGACCAGAGAACAGCUGGACUUUAUCCACGACGUCCGGCGCAGGAGUAAGAACCGCAUCGCAGCCCGGCGCUGCCGCAAGAGGAAGCUGGACUGUAUCCACAAUCUGGAGUGUGCGAUAGACAAACUGAGGACAGAGAAGAACCAGCUGAUAUCCGAGAGGAGCCAUCUGAACCAGAUGAAGCUGAAUACUUGGCACAGUGUGACCGCUCUUUGUCAGAAGGUCUGCAGCGAGGCCGCUCUGAGACCAGAGCAACUCCAGGUCCUAGCCAAGUACACCUCCCCAGACUGCCCGCUCUCUGCUCUCAUCUCCCCCACAGACCCAACCUCCCCUGGGCUAGGAGGACUACUACAAUCCCAGGCCUCUCCCUAGGCCUGCUCGCCCUCAGGCCUAACCUCAGAUACCUGUCAGAACUUUGCGGAACCUUUGGAACCUUUAGAACCCUCGGCCAGCUGCUCCAGGGACACACCCACAGGGGAGGAUCUCUCAGGUGAUUGAACAAGCCAUCAGGUAUAUAGAUGUGAUCAGGUGACUGAUGCCCUGCUCAUGGAUGAGUGUGUCUGGACACCUUCAUCAUCAUCAUUUCAUAGACUUUCUUCUACAGGCAAAGACACUGUGGUUGUGUUACAAUAAUCUCUCCUUCCUCAGAGGUGCACUCAGUUACUCACUAAAGCAUCAGAUUGGUCUAGGCACUGAGCAGGGAUGAAGGAAGCAGGAAAGUAUUUUCCCGCGAUUGACACGGUUACAUACAAGCCGACAGUAUUUCAACCACAUGAAAAUAUGCAUGCAAGAUGAACUGAAAUCCAUCACCAGAGAUACACUGUGUGUGUGUGUGUGUGUGUGUGUGUGUGUGUGUGUGUGUGUGUGUGUGUGUGUGUGUGUGUGUACAGUACAGUACAGUACAGUACCAGUUUGGACACAUCUACUCAUUCAAGGGUUUUUCUUUAUUUUUACUAUUUUCUACAUUGUAGAAUAAUAGUGAAGACAUCGACACUAUGAAAUAACACAUGGAAUCAUGUAGUAACCAAAAAAGUGUUAAACAAAUAAAAAUUUAUUUUAGAUUUUAGAUUCUUCAAAGUAGCCACCCUUUGCCUUGAUGAUAGCUUUGAACACUCUUGGUAUUCUCUCAACC
This is a messenger RNA of Salvelinus fontinalis (brook trout), 3736 nucleotides long. Its product is annotated as transcription regulator protein BACH1-like. Gene Ontology annotation, biological process: regulation of transcription by RNA polymerase II. Gene Ontology annotation, molecular function: DNA-binding transcription factor activity, RNA polymerase II-specific; RNA polymerase II cis-regulatory region sequence-specific DNA binding; protein binding. Lineage: Eukaryota; Metazoa; Chordata; Actinopteri; Salmoniformes; Salmonidae. The record is from RefSeq and is a predicted model, not a curated record. The transcript has 5 exons. Bases 166 to 2976 code for a protein of 936 amino acids.